AGAGCAGUAGUGACCAUGCUGGGCUCUGUGAUUCUCCUAUGGAUCAGCUUCAGCCUCCUCUUCCUCCUCUUCAGAAAUAGGAGGCCAAAAAACUUCCCUCCUGGACCUUGGCCCAUCCCAAUAUUUGGAAACCUGCUGCAGCUAAACCUGGUCAAUCCUCUCAAAGAUCUCAGAAAGCUGUCGGAACGCUAUGGGAAGGUCUACAGUAUCUAUAUCGGGAGCACGCCAGCUGUGGUGCUCAACAGUCUGCAGGCAAUGAAGGAAGCACUGGUCACUCAAUCUGUGGAGUUUGCUGGACGACCCCAAGACCUUAUGGUAAAUCACCUAACAGAGAGCAAAGGGGUUGUAUUGACUAAUGGGCCUAUGUGGAAGGAGCACCGGAGAUUCGCACUAACAACCCUACGGAACUUUGGCCUGGGGAAACGAUCCAUGGAGGAGAGGAUUCUGGGAGAGACUUCCUACAUAGCCUCACAUUUGGAAAAUAAUGCAGGUAAAGCUAUAGACUCGCAGAUCCUGUUCCACAAGGCCUCAUUCAACAUCAUCUGCACUAUAUUGUUUGGGACUCGAUUCAAACAUGAAGAUGAGUUUCUACAGCAAAACAUCAGCCAUAUCACAGAAGUUGCAAAGAUCAUCAAUGGCCCCUGGAGUAUGAUUUAUGAAAUGUUGCCCCUGCUGAGGCACCUCCCCCUGCCCUUCCAGAAGGCCUUUCAGAACAUGAACAUGAUCAGAAAGUCACUGGCAGACCAGGUAUCCCAACACAAAGAGUCUUGGGUACCAGGAGAGCCACGAGAUCAAACGGACUGCUACCUUGAUGAAAUGGACAAGAGAGGAGAUGAUGGUUCCUCCUUCAGUGAAAAACAGCUGGUCAGCUAUCUGCUGGACCUUCUCUUUGCUGGAACAGACACUAGCUCCAACACACUGCUCACGGCCUUUCUAUACCUCAUGACUCACCCAGAUGUUCAGGAGAGGUGUCAGAAGGAGAUUGACGAAGUGCUUGGGGAGAAGGAGCAGGCCUCUUAUGAGGACAGACACAAGAUGCCCUACACACAGGCCAUGAUCCACGAGGCUCAGCGAGUCGCAGACACGGUGCCGCUCAGCGUCUUCCACACCACCACCAAAGACACACGGCUGAUGGGCUACGAUAUCCCCAUGGGAACUGUCAUCAUUCCCAACCUGUCCUCUGUGCUGAGUGAGGAAAGCCAGUGGAAGUUUCCAAAGGAAUUCAACCCCUCCAACUUUCUAAAUGAUCAAGGAGAGUUUGUGAAGCCAGAAGCCUUCAUGCCCUUCUCGACGGGGUCUCGGGUGUGUCUGGGAGAGGGUCUCGCUCGCAUGGAGCUCUUCCUGAUUCUUGUGACACUGCUACGCCGCUUCAACUUUGUCUGGCCUGAAGACGGAGGGCUGCCUGACUACACCCUCAUUUUUGGUCUCACUCAAACACCCAAACCCUACAGACUGGGUGUCAGACUAAGAGGCAGUUGAGAUUUUACAUUAGGCACCUGCAUGGAAAUUCAUGAUGCAUGAAAAUGCAUAUCCCUAAUUAAUCAAAUUGCAAAGUAGUGCAAAAAUCAGCUUGGUCAAUGAAGUAAACUUAUGAAACAGUCACAAUUAUAAGGGUGUUGCUUGGAGUCAUUUUCCUUGGAAAACACAGCUUAGUGUGCGUGUAUACUUCCGCAGCUGCAUUGACAGCAGGCUAUCCCUUGUUGUGUGUGAGGGGGUCUGCAGUGUUCCAGCCACACGGAGCUGUUGUGUGAACUGCAUAAGUGUGGGCAAACUAACUCCUCCCGCACAGGCCCAGUUGGAAAAUUAAUGUUUAGCGUUGGGUGCAAGCCAUUGUAAAUGAAAGGACUACUGAAGUGGAGAUUUUGCCUAGCAACAUGUCAUUAAACACGUAAUUUAAAAAAAAUGUAAUGCCAGCAUUUUACCGUCGGAGGAAAAACUUGAAAUUAAACAUCUGGGUCCACAUAG
Anguilla anguilla (European eel) is the source of this 1965-nucleotide messenger RNA. Its product is annotated as cytochrome P450 2F2-like. Lineage: Eukaryota; Metazoa; Chordata; Actinopteri; Anguilliformes; Anguillidae. Gene Ontology annotation, cellular component: cytoplasm; intracellular membrane-bounded organelle. The record is from RefSeq and is a predicted model, not a curated record. Bases 16 to 1479 code for a protein of 487 amino acids. The transcript is spliced from 9 exons. Gene Ontology annotation, molecular function: heme binding; iron ion binding; oxidoreductase activity, acting on paired donors, with incorporation or reduction of molecular oxygen, reduced flavin or flavoprotein as one donor, and incorporation of one atom of oxygen. Gene Ontology annotation, biological process: xenobiotic metabolic process.